This is a messenger RNA of Arachis stenosperma, 1838 nucleotides long. Its product is annotated as transcription factor SRM1-like. NCBI's taxonomy places the organism in Eukaryota, Viridiplantae, Streptophyta, Magnoliopsida, Fabales, Fabaceae. The transcript is spliced from 2 exons. Gene Ontology annotation, molecular function: DNA binding. The record is from RefSeq and is a predicted model, not a curated record. Bases 489 to 1370 code for a protein of 293 amino acids.
AAGGUCUCUUUCCAACAUUGGAAAUUCCAUGCCCUAAUUACCAUUCCAUUGACUGGCCUUCACAUUAAAUUCUCAAAAUUUUCAUGUUAAUUCAUCUAUGAUUUUUCUUAAAUGCUUUGUCAGAUAUUUUCUCAUGUUCUAACUGAACUUUAUUGCCUUUUCAUUCAUCUAUAGGUCAGAAUUUCAUGAGUUUUCAGUGUCUUUAUGAAUUCUGAAGAAAAUCAUCAUCUAAACAUCACAUACCUCAGAGAUUUUGUGAGAUUUCAUUGGUAUUGAACCUUAUUCACUGUGUCCAACACUUAUGCUCCCAAAAUUCAGCACAGCAGCAAAGUUAAUACUUGCUGUUAUCACCAUAGAAAUCUUGUAGAUCCAUAGUUUUCAUAGAACAAACCAUAUAGUUUGUGGUGUAUUAGGGUUUAACCUAGAUUUAGAGCAGUUGAUAGAAACAUCUCAUCUUUCCUUGUAAUAAAAGCUCUAUAGUUAGAUAGAUGACUGGUGAUGAAGUUGAUAGUAGCUCUGAGUGGAGCUGGGAGCAGGAUAAAGCAUUUGAGGAAGCCUUGGUAACGCAUCCAGACGAUGCUCUGGAUCGAUGGGAGAAAAUUGCGGCCGAUGUACCGGGGAAAACGGUAGAAGAAAUUAAGCAGCAUUAUGAGCUCUUGGUUGAAGAUGUUAAUCUGAUUGAAUCUGGUUGCGUGACUCUACCGUCUUAUAAUUCUUCUUUGGAAGGCUCAGCAAAUCAUGCAAGUGACGAAGGAGGUGGCAAGAAGGGGAAGCAUGAUAGCGAGUCUAAUCAUGGAACUAAAGCUUCAAGAUCGGAUCAGGAAAGGCGAAAGGGUAUUGCUUGGACAGAAGAUGAACACAGGUUGUUUCUUCUUGGCUUGGAUAAGUACGGAAAAGGCGACUGGCGAAGCAUAUCGAGAAACUUUGUCGUGACAAGAACGCCGACGCAAGUAGCAAGCCAUGCUCAAAAAUACUUCAUCCGUUUGAACUCCAUGAACAAAGAUAGAAGGCGAUCGAGCAUACACGAUAUCACCAGUGUUAACAAUGGUGAAGUUUCAGCACCUCAAGGACCAAUUACAGGUCAAACAAAUGGUCCUCCACCAAAUUCUGCCAUCAAAUCACCAAAACAACCACCUCCUCCGGCUUCAACCGGUGUUCCGGGAGUAGGACUAUACUCUGCUCCUACCAUUGGACAACCUAUAGGACCCUUAGUAUCAGCUGUUGGCACGCCGGUGAAUCUUCCGCCCUCUGCACACAUUGCAUAUGGUAUUCGAGCCCCAGUUCCCGGCGGCGCUGUUGUUCCCGGUGCACCGGUGAACAUGGUUCCCAUGACAUAUCAGAUGCCAGGCACAUCUGCUUCUCACAGGUGAAAAAAUUAGUUUAGAUGUGUAAUGUACAAAAAAUUCUUGAAAAAAAAAAGACACCAGACUUAGUUGGAUUCUGCGUUUACUCUUUCAGUUUCAAAUUAACUGUCGCAUUCGCCAUUUUAAUACAUCGAAAAAUCAAUGUUAUUCAUUGAUAUUUUCAAUGUAGUAAUAAGUCAUAACAUUGAUAUUUUCAAUGUAGUAAUAAGUCGAAAGCUGACAGUUAUUUUGAAAUUGAGAGAGUAAUAUAAUUCUUUUCCUAGAGAAUUUCUUACAUGCAAUGGCACAGUAAAUCAAUAAUUUUCAAAUAAGUUAUGAAAUAUUUGAGGGCCUUGAGCAUAAAUGGUAUGGUAAUUCUAUUAAAUUGUAAAUUAUUGUUUUUAGUAGAUAAUUUAUUAAUCUCGUCACCUUUCCAAAUCUAAAUAAUUAAAUUUAUGGUAUUUUGUUUUAAUAAUUGUGUUUUUGAAUGUUUAC